Molecule: messenger RNA, 668 nt
Organism: Drosophila biarmipes
Lineage: Eukaryota; Metazoa; Arthropoda; Insecta; Diptera; Drosophilidae
Product: cytochrome c oxidase assembly factor 6 homolog
Exons: 2
Coding region: 278-556 (92 amino acids)
Biological process (GO): respiratory chain complex IV assembly
Cellular component (GO): respiratory chain complex IV; mitochondrion
Source: RefSeq, a predicted model, not a curated record
CACUUAAGAAGAUAAAUUUAAAGUUUUUAAAUUGGCGCGCCAAAGUAUGGCCUGGCAGUGUUGCCACAUGCUGAAAAGCCUGCCCAAAGUUAUCGAACUGAACAGCUGGUUUUUUGUUUUGUAAUAUUUGAGCUGUUGCAAAGACGUGCAGAGUGGUGUCUCCAGCUGAAAUCUAGUCGAAGCCCCAUUGACAGCGACGAGGAGAGUCGGAAAACCCAAGUGACCGGAAACCGGCUCGGCGAAACCAUCAAGAAAUCACUGCACCAGCACCAGGAACAUGAGUUUCCCCGACAAAGCGGAGCGCACCAAGUGCUGGAGCAACCGGGACGAGUACUGGAAGUGUCUGGACGAGCACGCCCCCAAGCACAGCUCCACCAGCGGCGAAAAGGUGCCCUCCGCCUGCCAGAGCCUGCGCAAGCUGUUCGAGCAAUCCUGCCCAGGCCAGUGGGUGAAGCACUUCGACCGCAAGCGCACCUACGAGCAGUUCAAGGAGAAGAUGGCCCAGGGCUACGACCCCCUGGAGGAGCGUGCGCGGGCCGAGCAGCAGGCCAAGUGAUGCUGAAGCCCGCCCCGGAGUCCAGGAGCAGCCGGUGGCCAGCAGUCAUGCGUGUUUUUGUACUGUUGUAGGGUAGUGUAAAUAAAUAACCCAUCUAGCUUUAUGACUACAA